AUGAAGAAGGUAACAGUAGUGUUAGUUACGGCGUUAGCCGUGGGCAGUUUAGGGUUCCUUAUUAAGGUUCCAGAUAUACAACAACCAACAAUAAAGACAAGUUCUAUGGGAUGGAUUCAUAUGCAAAAGCUAUUACUGCCACUAUUUGACAAUGUUUGUGAAGAAAGCGCGGAUCCAACCAUUGUCCGAUUGGCUCAGGAGUUUACUUUAGAUUCCAUAGCGGAUAAAUAUACGGAUCCUGAAAUGGUCAAUAACCUGAAAAAGCUAUAUUCCGUCAACGGCCAGCUGCAAAAAGGCGAGAUAUUCACAGAACUGAAUCAAGACCAUAUGUUUGAGUUCCAGCUACUUUACGAUGUUCUAUACAACGCCCAAACUUUCGACACCUUUUACAAAACGGCGGCAUGGGCCCGCCAAAACGUUAACUGCGGACUUUUCGUAAACGCCAUAUACUUAGCAAUUUUGAAAAGGCGUGACACUGAAAAAAUAACAGUCCCUGCUCCAUACGAAUUGCUACCACAUUACUUUAUUCGUCAGGAUGUUAUUAUCAAAGCGUCGUCUCUAUUGGCUGGUGAAGAUGUGCCUGUUUCAGACGGCAUAGUUAAUGAAGGCAACUCAUAUAUAUUAGAUGCUAAUUACACAUGUAACAUGGAUGCGAGUGGUGAAUCUAAACUAGCAUAUUUCCAUGAAGAUGUUGGAUUGAAUACAUAUUAUUUCUUGAAGAGGAUUCAAUACGCUCCUUGGUUUAACACUGAAGAUGUGAAUAGUAACCACGCAGAGUUCAUGUACCAUUUCAUGAAACAAUUGAACGCUCGUUAUAAUUUAGAGCGGUAUUCAAAUGGAUUAACGAUACUAGAGAAGUUUGAUUGGAGUACAUGCAAUGUCGAUUCUUAUGACCCGAUGCUCGUGUUUUCUAAUGGUCAAGGAUUUACACCGAGACUCAGUGGCUUGGAUAUUACGGGCCUAAAUAUAUUACAAAAUAUUGAAGACAACAUAAUAAAAAUCGUUCCUACAAUGGUUCAAAAUGGAUACACUAAAUCACAAAUUAUCAGUAAGCUUAUGAACCUUCUGGUGACUAACUUAGAAAACUACGAAUCCGUUGCUCGCAGAUUCUUUGGAGGUGUUGCAACUGAAAACAGGUCCGUGUUGGCGCACUAUAUGACAUCUCUGCGGGAUCCAGUAUCUUGGAAGAUAAUUAAAAAAAUAGUGGAUGUAGUAGAUGAAGCUCUUAAAUCCCUUCCUGGGUACAUUAGAAAUGAGCUAUACUUCCCUGGAGUGCAAAUUCUAAACGUAGAAGUCAAAAAAGUUAACACAAUGUUUGAACCAUUCAAAUUUGAGGUUACUGAUGCUUUAAGAACAUCGAUAGAUCGCCCAAUGUUCGACGUCAAUGUAGUUGAAAGCAGAUUAAAUCAUAAACCAUUUACUCUUAAGCUCAACAUCUCUUCAUUAGUGAGUCAGAAGGGAUUAGUCAAGAUUUAUUUAGGACCAAAAAUUUUACCCGGCGAAUUUGCUGCGAAGAAAGAUUUGUUUAUGUUAUUAGAUAGCUUUGAAUGUAACCUAAAGAUUGGUAGUAACGUGAUAUCUCGAACAUCUAACGCAAUUGAGAGAACGUCUGAAGAUUUCAUUUCACUUAAAGUACUUCGCAAAUUAGUAGAAGACGCAGAAUUUGGAUUAGACGUUAAACCAUUGAAUUCGCUAGAGAAUUUAUCCGGUUUCCCAUCCCGCCUGCUACUUCCGAAAGGGACGCCAGAAGGUCUGCCGAUGGAAUUACUGAUUUUUGUGGCACCCUAUGUAAAAGUAACAGCUGCAGGAAUAAACGUCACACCAAAAACAGAAUUUAAUUCUGCAACUUUAUCUCCUGGCUAUCCUUUUGACUUAAACCUCGAUGAUAAACUAUUUAUUUCAUUGCCAAAUGUAUUAGUAAAAGAUAUUAUUAUUACGCACAAAGAUAGUAGCGGAGCAAACAAGGGAGAAUAUGACGGUUCGAAGAAAUGGGAUGGAAGCGGAAAACCGAAUACUUACGGUCCAAAACGAGAACCCUUUGAUUAUAAUUUAAAGAAGACUCAAUAUGGUAAAUCCCAAGAUUAUGAACCGGCAAAAGACGAUCAUGCUACUAUUCCUGCGAAACUAAGUGAUGAGGUUGUUACUGACAAUGUUCAAGUUACAAAGGAUUACGACGUCGAUGGGCAAAGUGAUCUUAACCCAGAAGCAGAAGACGGUUUUUAUAUGUUAAGCAAGGAGCCUUAUGCUCUUCGUUUAAGGAGUAGCCCAUACGAAAAGUAUGACUACGAGGCAAGAAAACAAAAGUACAAUUACGAAGAAAAAAGAAACAAAUAUACUACUCGCAACGAAGAAAAAAGGACCAAGUACUAUAACAGAUAUAUAUUAGACCGAACUCCAAAACCAGACGAAGAUAAAUUGGAAGAUAAAAUCAACAUAAACGAGAAAAUUAACAGAAAUUUCGGGACGCUUACUGUAGAAGAUGAUAAUAGUAACAAUAUAGAAUCUGUCGCGGAUUUGCACCCAAAAACAACCUGGGGCAAUAACAUAGGAGAAACCGACGACAAAAGGGUUAUACCCAUAAAUGAACCUGCUUCUACAUCCAAUAUUUUAGCCCCUGCCGUCGCAGUUCUCUAUCAUCUCGAGUUUGCUAAUACAGUAUGGAAACCUUAUCAUAAUAUCCAUAUUGAACGACUAGAACGGAUACAAAGAAAGUUCCUUAAAACUCUUGAUUUUAGAACUGGUCACACACAUAUGUCCCCUCACUACUACACCAAAUACAGCUCAGAGUUCCCCGUAGACGUCAGCGCCACUGUCCAGAACACGCGAGGCUUUUGGCGGUCGGAGCCCGGGAAGCCGGUUACUGGCUACAUGCCCAUCCCUCACCAAACACUGGACACCGACGACGAUCAGAAGAUGGCGAUGCUCCGCAAAGCCUUCCAGAUGUUUGACACCACCAAGUCGGGCUACAUCGAUGUCCUCAAGAUCUCCACCAUCCUGAACACCAUGGGCCAGCUCUUCGACGACUCUGAACUGCAGGCCCUCAUUGAUGAGAAUGACCCAGAGACCUCUGGCAAAAUCAACUUUGAUGGCUUCUGUAACAUCGCGUCUCACUUCUUGGAGGAGGAAGAUGCUGAAGCUAUGCAACAGGAACUGAAGGAAGCCUUCAGAUUGUACGAUCGCGAAGGCAACGGUUAUAUCACCACCUCCACGCUGAAGGAGAUCCUUGCUGCGCUCGAUGACAAGCUGAGCAACUCUGACCUCGACGGCAUCAUCGCUGAGAUCGACACUGAUGGCUCCGGAACCGUCGACUUCGAUGCUACUUACAACAACACGAGAGUGAAGGCAAUGGAUAUCCACACGUCCAAGGAGAUCCUGGCCACCCUGGGUCAUAAGCUGAACAACUUGGGCUCAAUGGUCCGCCGUGAACUCAAUCGAAGAGGGAAAAUGUUUCUCUGGAUUCUAUUGCUUGUGACGACCACUGCAUCUGCUCCGGCGGAAGAGUAUGGAGCCAUUGUCAACGAAGGAGAAUUUGCUGAUGAUGCCUCCAUUAUGAAAAUUGUACCUUCGGGCUUUUCGCCUCAGAAGAAUGAUUAUUUUAUUAAACCUGCAUUAGCUGAAGUUGUUAGUAAGGAUAAAUCUACUUAUAAGCGUAUGCUUGACAUUUUGAAAAAGGGUCAUACAAGUCUUGGGCUGACCUUCAAUAUUUAUGAUGACAACAUGAGAGAAGCUACUGUUGCAUUGUAUCGCCUGUUACUGGAUGUAGAUGAUGACAAAUUUGACGUCAUUGAGCGCUGGGCGAGAGUUAACAUCAAUAAGGACAUGUUUGAUUACGCUUGGCGAUUAGCGUCUCUCUACGGUAACAAGUUUAAGAAAGAAGAAAUGUUGCCUCCAUUCAUUAAGAAACCUAACCAUUUUGUUAACAGUGAAACAAUGUGGAAAGCAAUGCACUUAAAACUAGGUAACGGCAUGUUUAACGAAGAAGAUGCCAAACUUAACCAAUAUUAUAGAAGUGAUGAUGUACUAUUCAUUAAUACUAACUAUUCCGGUUGGAAUUUGCCGCAAAAUGGUUGUGAUCGAGAAAUCAACUAUUUGAAGGAAGAUAUUGCUCUCAAUAGCUACUAUCACGGAGUGCAUUUGUUGCAUCCAUUUUGGAUGAGCAAUGAUGAUUUAGAUUUGCUCAACCCACGGCACGCUGAACAUUAUUAUUUUACACACAAACAACUGAUGGCACGUUACCAACUUGAAAAAGAGCACCUUAAUAAGGAUUGUAAUGAAACGUGCGAUAUUAACCAAAAUAGUUACAAUUCCUACCUCAUGCAUGACUAUGGAUUACCAUUCCCUAUUAAAUCAUCCAAUAAGGAAUGGAACGAUGGAAGAGCUCGUCUAAAGUCUAUUGACAUUGCCAUAAGAGAAUGCAUUUCUCGAGGACUACUAGUGGAUAGUAAUGGAACAACUGUUCCCAUGGCGGGCGAGUACAACAUAGACCUAUUAUCCAAAUUGGUUCGUGCUAAUCUAGAUAGCCUCAAAUCUGUGAAGAUCAUCAGAUCGAUUUAUGGCUAUGGCGGAAAUGGAUACCCUAUUGACUGGUAUAAUCCAGCGCCAUCAGUGAUGCACUUCCCACAUACCUCGCUAAGAGAUCAAACCUACUGGCAUCUUCUAAAGAGCCUUAUGGAAUAUUUUACUGAGUACAAAAAGACGUUAGACAGUCUCGACUUAUCACAAUACCAAAACAAAAAUUUUGCUAUAAUUGAUAAUCGUUUCUCAAAUAUUACUACAUACUUCGAGUACUACAAAUUUAGUCUGAACAAGGGAUUAGGUGGUGGCAAUUUACAAUCUCCUCUAGUAUUUGCAGCGAGGCAAAGGAGGCUGAAUCAUUUGCCAUUCAUGCUCAACUUCACGCUUGACUCCACAACGGAAUCGGAUGUUAUUGUACGGCUUUUCCUGGGUCCUCUGUGUAACGCUAAAGAUUGCUGGCAAAUGUAUGACAGAUUUUUUGAGCUGGACGCUUAUAGAACACAAGUUAAACAAGGACUUAAUGUUAUUAGCUGGUCUUCUGAAACGUCUGAUAAAUUUUCCUCUGAUGAUUAUUAUAAUAUGGAGACAUCAGAUAAGAAAAAUAAUAAGUUUAACCUCUUCAAAUUUCCUAAAAAUCUUGUAAUACCUAAAGGACAAGAGCAAGGUCUUAAUUUAACUCUUUUCAUUAUGAUAACACAUGCCGAAAAGUCUUCGUCAGAAGAAGUGGCACCUAUUAGCAAUUACUAUAGCCAAGUUUUACAUGAAGUAGAUAAGAAACCUUUAGGGUUCCCCUUCCAUAGACAAGUGAUAGCUCAAGAUGAAUGUUUUGAAAACUGUAAGUUCUAUAAUGUGACGAUUUAUCACAAAGCCAGUCCAGUUGAUUCUAGUGGUUAUUUUUCAUCAAAUUUAUAUUAAGAAAGAGCAAAAUUAUCAGCAAAAAAUUGUCAAAAUUAGGUUGAUUUAGAAGCUAAAUCUGAGAUAUUUGUGUCCGUCGCUACUGUGUAAGUAAACUAGAUUAGGUUUUUAUAAUUAACAAGUAGUAAAUAAAAUAUUUUUAUACUAAA
This is a messenger RNA of Leguminivora glycinivorella, 5579 nucleotides long. RefSeq lists its product as uncharacterized. Lineage: Eukaryota; Metazoa; Arthropoda; Insecta; Lepidoptera; Tortricidae. The coding region runs from base 1 to 5430 and encodes 1809 amino acids. Gene Ontology annotation, molecular function: calcium ion binding. The transcript is spliced from 17 exons. The record is from RefSeq and is a predicted model, not a curated record.